AUGGCGUUCAAUCCGAAAACAGAGGUUUCCUUUCCAGGACCACGGCCAACACCAGUAUGCCAUGAAUUUGAGAUGGCUGGCUAUGGGAGCAGUCAUUCUGUGACUGCUCCCUACGCCGGCCCAGGAGGAUACACACCUCUAACUAUGGUUCGACCUGAGCAAAUCAGUUCCGCAUUUGCUCGUGGCAAUUGUCGAGCUGAUGGCUCAUACACACGACUGUUGCCUGCGGAUGAGCUCCGCAUCACACUCCAAAUGAAUCGUACUAUUCUGGACAGUACCAGCGUGGUUGAAGGAUCAGCCACCCCCAAACAGCCAAGAUUUAUCUUCCCAAGUUUGUUUGGUUCUGACCGGCGAAGAUUACCGAAAACAUCGCCGCUGAAUGGAAGCAACGGACCGACGGAUAUUAAAAAUUCCCGAAAGGGCCGAUCCAUGGAGAGCCGACUAUUAAAUCGCGGCAAAAAGACAGGCCAUUCGAUGGCUCUGUUGAGUCCAGUCGUCUCCUUCGCAACCCUAUGCGUCGAGAGAAGAUAUAUUGCGGCAAGUGGGUUCAUGAAGGCACUUGUGCUUUUACACAAGUUGGCUGCAAAUACAAGCAUGAGGUGA
Molecule: messenger RNA, 603 nt
Organism: Sclerotinia borealis F-4128
Lineage: Eukaryota; Fungi; Ascomycota; Leotiomycetes; Helotiales; Sclerotiniaceae
Source: the annotation of a GenBank genome assembly